CCUAUUGCCGCCUGCUAACCUGUCAAGUUUGUUACCCAAUUAACUUCUCAAAACUCCCCACCUUCCUCCCCCAUUUUCUCUCCCGCCGUUUCUCCGAUCAAAAUGCUACAACCGAAAUCCGACCUCCGCGCCUCCUCGAUGCCGCGCGCGGUUGCCCCGCCGUCGGAGAAAGUUAUCGUCGCCGUCAAAGCGGAGAAGCCGGUCUCCAAGGCGGCGAUGGCCUGGGCUCUGUCUCACGUCGCUUGUCCCGGAGAUUGCAUUACGCUUGUCGCCGUUUUUCCAGAUCGGAAACCUGAGAGGAAAAGGUUUUGGGGGUUCCCUAAGCUGAACGGAGACUGCGGCAGUGACCGGGUGAACUCGCCGGCGGAUCGGAUAUGUCAAAUCACCGACUCUUGCUCUGAGAUGGUUCUACAAUUUAAAGACCAAAUCGAUGUAACAAAAGGGAUUGUAGCAUGGAUGGUGGAUUGUGCAAAAACAAAACCGCUCACCGGUCAAAUCAGCCGGUUCUUACCAGUUCAAGCUGGUUUGGGCCAGUUCAAUGCACAUGGUGGUCUUUGAGGCUGGAGCGAACCGGUUUGGCUCCUGGAUCGCCGGUUCCCGGUCCGAACCGACCGAUCCGGUUUUUAAAACUAUGUCUACACCACUAAGGGCCUGUUCUUUAGGACUGAAAAAAAAGAACGGGAUGUUGAAAGAAACUGGAAAAAAAUGG
Messenger RNA from Cuscuta campestris, 709 nucleotides. The record is from the annotation of a GenBank genome assembly. Lineage: Eukaryota; Viridiplantae; Streptophyta; Magnoliopsida; Solanales; Convolvulaceae.